Rosa rugosa (rugosa rose) is the source of this 372-nucleotide messenger RNA. RefSeq lists its product as uncharacterized. The record is from RefSeq and is a predicted model, not a curated record. Gene Ontology annotation, biological process: cell fate determination. NCBI's taxonomy places the organism in Eukaryota, Viridiplantae, Streptophyta, Magnoliopsida, Rosales, Rosaceae. The coding region runs from base 1 to 372 and encodes 123 amino acids. The transcript is spliced from 2 exons.
AUGGCAACUAUAAUGAAGUUCCUCUACAUUGCCGUCCUUUGCAAUCUCAUUAUGGGAGGCAAUUGUGAACUUUGUUCUGUAAAGAGUUUGAUUAUUAAACAGUCAGCAACGGGAAAGUUGGUCCACGGUAAUCCAGAAUGGAAUGUAAAGAUCAUUAACGACUGCGCAUGUUCUCAAAUGAGUGUUAACCUAGAUUGUGAUGGCUUUCAAACUGUGGAAGAGAUUGAUCCUACAAUCUUGAGAAAAUCUGGUAUCCAGUGUCUCGUCAAUGGUGGCGGACCUAUCUAUGGGCAUAGCAAUUUCAGUUUCACCUAUGCAUGGAGCAAUUCAUUUCCUUUCAGAAUAGUCUUCUCUCGAGUUGCUUGUGCUUGA